AUGCGUCUAGACGUCAAGAGACAGCUCUUUGCCCGCUCCGAGCGGGUCAAGGGCAUUGAUUUCCACAGCACCGAACCAUGGAUCCUAACAACGCUAUACAAUGGUCACGCUCACAUAUGGUCCUACGAAACCCAAGCAAUCAUCAAAACCUUCGAGCUUACCGAUGUCCCUGUCCGAGCCGGUCGCUUCAUCGAGAGAAAGAACUGGAUAGUCUGCGGCAGCGAUGACUUCCAACUGAGAGUUGUGAACUGGAACACAAGCGAAAAAGUCAAAUCCUUUGAAGCACAUCCAGAUUAUAUCCGGGCAAUUGUGGUCCACCCCACUCUCAGUGUUGUCCUAACCGCCUCGGAUGACAUGACCAUUCGCAUGUUCGACUGGGAAAAGGACUGGAAAUGUGUGCGAGAAUUCGUCGGGCAUCAGCAUUAUGUCAUGGGCCUUUCCAUCAACCCCAAGGACACCAAUGUUUUCGCAUCUGCCUGUCUCGAUCGAACCAUCAAAAUCUGGAGUAUCGACAAUGCUACAGCGAAACAGACAAUUGAGGCCCACGAAAAGGGUGUCAAUCAUAUCGACUAUUACCCCCAUAGCGACAAGCCCUAUUUACUCAGCACAUCCGACGACAAAACAGUCAAGAUCUGGGACUAUACCACCAAGGCUUUAAUUGCAACCUUGGAAGGACACACGAGCAAUGUCAGCUUCGCAUGCUACCACCCCGAACUCCCUGUCAUCAUAUCUGGCUCGGAGGAUGGAACCAUCAAGAUAUGGCACGCCAACACUUACCGACUCGAGCAAUCCCUCAGCUACGGUCUAGAAAGAGCGUGGUGUGUCUCCUACCAACGAGGCAAACAAGGUGUUGCUAUGGGGUUUGACGAUGGUGCUGUCGUGGUCAAAAUGGGUCGGGAAGAGCCAGCCGUUUCUAUGGAUGGCACCGGCAAGCUAGUCUGGGCUCGCCAUAAUGAAGUUGUUUCUGCCAUCGUCAAGGGUGGAGAUGCCUCUAUCAAAGAUGGCGCAGCCAUAUCCCUUCCCAGCAAAGACAUGGGAACUACUGAGAUCUACCCCACAACAUUAUCACACUCUCCCAAUGGCAGAUUUGUCAGUGUUUGUGGAGACGGCGAAUUCAUCAUCUAUACUGCUCUUGCAUGGAGAAAUCAAGCUUUUGGCUCAGCCCUUGAUUUUGCAUGGGGAUCUCAUCAAAAUCCUACCGACUAUGCCAUUCGAGAGUCGAGCACAAGCGUCAAGUUAUUCAAGAAGCUGAAAGAAAGCGGGAGUCUCGAUGUCGGCUUUCAAGCAGAAGGUCUUUCAGGCGGUGCACUACUUGGUGUAAAAGGUCAAGGAGGCGUUGGCUUUUUUGAUUGGGAGACCGGAACUCUCGUUCGGAGGAUCGAAGUUGAGCCUAGAGAAGUCUACUGGAGCGAGUCCGGCGAACUGGUCGCGUUGGCUUGUGCAGAUGCGACAUACGUUCUUCGAUUUGACCGAGAGGCGUACCUUGACGGCCUGAAUUCCGGACAAGCUGAUGAAGAUGGUGUCGAAGCUGCAUUCUCUGUUGUUACAGAUCUGCAAGAAACUGUCAAGAGUGGAGAAUGGGUGGGCGAUGCUUUCCUUUUCACAACUAAUGCCCGUCUCAGCUAUCUUCUUGGCGAGCAAGUCGUACAUAUCGCCCAAUUCGACCAGCCAAUGUAUGUGCUACGCUAUCUACAGCGGGAUGAGCGAGUAUAUCUUGCAGAUAAAGAUGUUGGUGUGGUCAGCUACAGCCUUUCGACAGCCUUGCUCUCGUAUCAAACACUAGUGUUGAGAAAUGACUUGGAUGCCGCCCAAGAGUUGCUUGACGACAUACCCCCAGAUCAGCUAAACAAAAUUGCGCGAUUCUUGGAGGCUCAGGGCCACAAGGAACUGGCUCUUGAUGUGGCCACCGAUCCAGAGCACCGCUUUGAACUUGCCCUUGGCCUGAACAACUUGACGGUGGCUCUGGAGAUUGCGCGCGAAUCAGAUAUCCAAGCUAAGUGGUCAGCAGUGGCAGAUAAAGCACUCGAAGCGUGGGACCUGAAGCUAGCAGAAGAAUGCUUUCUCAAUGCCAAGGACCUGGGCAGUCUUUUGCUUCUGUACACAAGCUCGGGAAACAGUCAAGGCUUGCUCGAGUUGGCAAAACAAGCUGAAGAGUCAGGCAGCAACAACAUUGCAUUUGCCAGUCUAUGGUCCACGGGUGACAUACCGGCCGCGCUCGAACUUCUCAGACGGACUGGCAGGCUCAGUGAAGCGGUGCUGUUCAGCCAGACGUACAAACCAUCGAAAACGAAAGGACUGGUUCUCGACUGGAAAGAGAACCUUGAUAAACAGGGCAAGAGCAAAGUUAGCCGCUUGCUGGGAGUUCCAGGCCAAGAUGAAGACUUGUUUCCAGAAUGGGACGAGUAUAUCAAGCUUGAAGAGGAAGGCGGUGCAAGGAAUGGCGAUCUGGUCGAUGUUAAUGGCGCAGAUGAAGAACCGGCAACAAACGGCACAGCAGCCGAUGAUGAUGACGACGAUGAUGCCGUGGAAGAGGGUGCAAAAGACGCAAAUGAGACUGCUGCUUGA
Messenger RNA from Exophiala aquamarina CBS 119918, 2565 nucleotides. RefSeq lists its product as uncharacterized. The transcript has 9 exons. Gene Ontology annotation, molecular function: protein binding; structural molecule activity. Lineage: Eukaryota; Fungi; Ascomycota; Eurotiomycetes; Chaetothyriales; Herpotrichiellaceae. Bases 1 to 2565 code for a protein of 854 amino acids. The record is from RefSeq and is a predicted model, not a curated record. Gene Ontology annotation, biological process: retrograde vesicle-mediated transport, Golgi to endoplasmic reticulum; endoplasmic reticulum to Golgi vesicle-mediated transport; intracellular protein transport. Gene Ontology annotation, cellular component: COPI vesicle coat.